This is a messenger RNA of Cydia splendana, 4713 nucleotides long. RefSeq names its product ADP-ribosylation factor-like protein 13B. Gene Ontology annotation, biological process: receptor localization to non-motile cilium; non-motile cilium assembly. The transcript is spliced from 9 exons. The coding region runs from base 313 to 1668 and encodes 451 amino acids. Lineage: Eukaryota; Metazoa; Arthropoda; Insecta; Lepidoptera; Tortricidae. Gene Ontology annotation, molecular function: GTPase activity; GTP binding. Gene Ontology annotation, cellular component: ciliary membrane; non-motile cilium. The record is from RefSeq and is a predicted model, not a curated record.
GGCUACCGCGAAAACCGAAAUUCGCAAAUUGCGGGGAUCUUUCUCUUUUACUCCAAUGGAGGCGUAAUUAGAGUGACAGAGAAAAAUGCCCGCAAUUUGCGAACUUCGAUUUUUGCGGUUAUAGCCCAGACCACAACCAGACGCGCAACGAAAACAAACCCAUUUUGAUACUGGCCACAUUCACCUCGAUCGCCAUUGGUAACGGUUGUGUCAACAAAACUUUUGUUUACAAAUGGCCACUGGCGAUAAAUUCAAAGUUGCUCUGCCAUAAGAUGUGAGAGUAUUAGUUUAGUUUAAUAUUAGUUUUCAGUGAUGGGUAAUUGUUGGGCGUACGUUACCCGCCGCCGGAGUGUGCGUAGACGUAUAGUGUUAAUAUUAAUAGGUUUAGACAACGCGGGAAAGACUAAAACCGUGAACAAUUUGGCAGGAGAGAACGAUAAUAAAGUUCUGCCGACCGUAGGUUUUAAGGCUGUUAAUUUGAUUCAUAAGGAUACGCCUGUGACUAUUUACGAUUUGGGAGGAGGGCCGCAUUUUAGGCAAAUAUGGUCGCAGUAUUAUAGCGAGGUACAUGGGGUUAUAUUUGUUAUCGACUCGAGUGAUUUUUCACGGUUAGAUGAAUGCCGUGCUGUGUUGGAAGAAGUGUUAUCGCAUGAUAAAAUAUCGGGGAAACCAAUACUGGUGCUGGCCAACAAGCAGGACAAGUCGGGCGCGCUGGACGACAUAGAUGUCGUCGAGAAACUCAACAUAGAACCGCUUGUUAACAAAUACCGAUGUCCAACCCUUGUAGAAUCCUACACCGCCGAAGCGGAAACUAAAAAGAAAAAGCCCAAAAUCGAUCCAGGGCUAAAGAAGGGCUACCACUGGCUCCUCAACUACAUAGUUCGCCGUUAUGGAGACAUCAACCUCCGCGUGCAGACAGACAUACAUGCUGAAUUGGAGAGGAGGCGGCUGCAGAGCAAAGCGAGCCAGACUUUUACGGCUGACAGCGAAAACACGCAAACCGGCUUUGAAAAUCCAAACUUCAAUCUCGAGACCAAGGACUCCGAAGGCGUCAUAGUGGUCAAGCCGGUCUCCACAAAAACAAACAGCAUUGAUACCACAGUUACCAUCGAGAGCGUCGACAAGCCAAAAUUAUCGCCGCUUUUUGGUCGCGCUAGUACAGAAGCGAUGCCCUCUGCAAGGGUUGAGUUGGAGCCUCGAGCGGAAUUCAGAAAGCUGUCACCGAUCGCCCGCAACAGGAGCGGCGUUAAUAACAUCGACUUUAUGAAUAGACCACAUUCUAGCCCCACUAAGAAGAUAAAGGUCGAGCCAUUGAGUCAAAACACAUCUCUAGAGUCUGAAGAGAAAACGGCUCGAGAGCCGGAGCGACCGCGGCGUAUUAUCAGAGACGGGGAAAUUAUGCGGAGAGAAAUAUUACUCGCAGAUUGCAACAAAACCGCCACCUCCGACGUGACCCCGGUCCGCGAGGCGGCCACGCUGCCGGCGGCCGCGCGGCCCGCGUCGGCCUCGCAGCUGGUGCGGCGGCAGCUGGAGAUGUCCGCGCACCGGCGUCGCCUUAGUUUGCGCUACGUACGUAAUAAGACGAGUCCGGAACGCGUGUCCAUGUUGGUGUACGAACCGAAAAAGAGACAUCUCGACAAGGGGGACUUCCAGCACGCCACCAACUGACGCAGGUCGUAAAAAGUUUCUGCAGUGAUGGGACCAGUGAUUGACAGUUAUUUUAAUAUUUGUUACAAGGUUGUAUGUAUACAUCUUUUUUAUUUAAGCAGACGUUCCUUGGUUUGUUAAAAUAAAUUUAAAUGAUUAUUAUAUAGAAAAAACACUUAUUUUGAUUUAUUUCACUUAGGGCACUUAGGUUAAUCAACUUUAAGACUUUCAUUUGUGUGCCAUAACUUUGGCAAUGAUUCAAAGAAUUAAAUACAAAUAAUCGUGAUUCCUAGUUUGAUAGCUGAAAUAGAUGGUGCUGUACGGCCACAUGUUUAAGUGAAUUGUCAAACGUCAACGUUUGGUUACCAAGGUUACCGCAUAAUGUACAGUAAGGUGUAAGGUGUACAGCUAUCUACAUCAACUGCCAAAUUCGAAGCAGGAAUUUGUGCUAAACUUAACACGUUGGUUAUUCCCACUGAGAAAAAAUCGAGUAACACAUUGGUAACAAUUUUGUGGUAAUAGUAACUAGUGAGAACAUCACAACACGUCUUAGCACCUAAAAUUGUGAUGGGAUGUCAUGUUUAGGUUAUAAAUGUUAUAAUGGUAGUACCCAACGUUACAAAAACUUUAAAAUCUAAGAUUAUCGCGUGGUCGUAAAGUGACGUAAUUAUAAAAGGUACAUAAAUCGUCAAGUUUUCAAUAAUUUUGCUCAAGAUUAUUCAAAUGUGAACGAAGCCAAAGGUUAGUAAAAACAGGGUUUAAUAGAUAUUUACAAGCGGAAAUAAUUAGGAAAUGUAAUAUAUUUAUUCAGAUAAUUUGUAUAGCGUAGGUUAUUCACUAACAUUAUUGAGGAGGGGGGAUCAACUUUUUGUGUUCUAUUCUAUCCCGUUGUCCAAGUAACAAUGAAUACUGGUGUAGGUUGUGUUAGAAGAAAUGUAUCACGUUCUACUAAAACGUUCUUUUACCCCACAGACAAGACAUCCUCCAGACUGAGCAUAGUAGCUCUACCCCCUCUGCCACGCAUACGGUAGUUUUACUCCAUUUUCGAGUCGAAAGUGUCUUUGUGUGACGUCCGUGUCUUUGAACGGACCAAUCACGGCACGGGACCUCGCUGACCUCGUCCCCCGCACCCCAGUAUUUUUGGCAGCAUCGGUUUCAUGAAAUAAUUGCUCUAAACUCCGUCUAGAGGACUCCUAGUCUAUGUUUUACCCUUUGAACGCCACGCCUAUCGUGUGCGGCGCGUCAUCGUGAACCUAGCCGUAAUGCGCGAAGGCUGAUUUUGGGCUGUAGAGUUGCGCGUCAAUUGGCGUCUUUGCGGUCGAAGGGUUAACGAGUUUUGCGGUAGAACGUACUCGUAACCAUGGCAACGAGUAACACUAAAAUGUUGAUUCACCCUUUUCAUAUGUUUAACCCUUUACCAGGCUAAGGGAUAGGUACAUAUUUCCCAUAUACGGCACUUCAAACAUGUGCUCUAUUUUCGAUGAGUAAGACUGACAUUCGAUUGUCAUUUUUGAAAUGUCAGCGUGGUAAAGGGUUAACGUCUGUAGAAGUAGUUGCAAUAUUUUUUAUCCCAUUCUUUUAAAUCUUAAAAUUAUAUAGGUACCUACCUAGUCAUUUAAUUAAGGUCAAUGUGGCGAAAACCGUCUAUGAGGGAAGACCGUCUAGACCUAGACCUCUUUCGUCGCUUUUAACUCUUGCGUCUGUACACAUACUCCACUUACACAAGGUCGGUAGAACAGAAGGGGUAAAGCGACGUACGUAUACAAAUACUAGAGUUCUUGCCCUAUGACGGUCUUCCCUACAAUCAAUGUUAUAUGCCGGUCUUACCCGCAAUGACCUCACUCUAGUAUACAUAUGAAUAUGAUUUAUAUGAUUUCAGUACAUACAUAGAAAUAUAAAGGAACAUAAGUAUCGAAAAUUAUGUAACGUCCCUACGUUACAUAUUUUUCGAUACUUAUUUUUAUACUAGUCUAUUCUAGUUAAAUACUGCCAUAAUGUGAUUUUAAAACAUAUGUAAUUAGGUAAAUCAUAUAGCUUGUAUGAUAGUUUUAUCCCCGUAAGACCCAGGGCAAUUUUGGCGCUUUUGAAUUUGGAUUUUAUUUUUCGUUGUACACGGGGACUUACGAGGAUUACCUAUAGAUUUAUUGUUGAUUAUAAUAAUUUUAUCAGUAGUUACUUAGAUUUUCACUUUAUAUGGCGUAAUUUGCAAUAAGUACUUGUGUAACUCGAUUUUUAUCAGUGCAAUGUCGCGAAAUAAUUUGAACUACAUACUUGUAAUGUACAUAUCAUAAGUAGUUUAAAAUGUAGAAUCGUGAGCGUUGCGAGGAAUUCAAAGACCGAAUGGGAAAACCUUUGCUGCAACACAAAAUAUGAUUGUUAAUUUUCAUCAAUCAUCGAAUUUAAAUUGUCGUGAGUCAUUCUAACGUUAAAAUAAUUGUAUAACAAGUACCUAUACUGAGCGCGAUGAAUUUGGUACCUUGGCGGUCAAUGUGGUGCGAGCGGUACAGCAAUAUAAUUAUGCGCAUGCGAUAGAGAUAUGAAAUGGCAGGUCACUGUACAAAAUUCUUCGCGCAUUGCGUCCUUACUUUAGCUUGGAAUUACUUGACUAAUACUAGCGCAAGCAAGAGAUACGCUUUACCUUACAUAUUGAACAAUAAAUAUUAAUAAUAGAUUGCGAUGCGAUUAGAGUGCGAUAAUUAGCACAUUACGCAACUAUGUCGAAAAUUUAUAGGGCCAUAUGAGUCGCUUAACUUCAAACUCGGGUAAAUCCAUCUGUCAGAUUAUGCGAUUAUAGUAUUAAGAGAAGGUAAUAGAGUAGAUAUUUGCUGAGAGGGUCGAAUGGAUUUACCCGAGUUUGAAGUUAAGCGACACAUAUGUACUGUACCUACCUACUGUAAAACGUUGUACGAUACAUGUGCGAAUAGGUAAUUCGCAACUUGUGUCGUUUAAAACACUCCAUUCGGUCAUGUUUUAAUUUAUCGCCAGUCGUUUCUAAUUUCCUAUUUUUCGCACUUGUAUCGUAAUGUACAUACUAUUAAAUACAUAGUACGGUAAUUUUCUACUUUG